Adineta ricciae is the source of this 1197-nucleotide messenger RNA. NCBI's taxonomy places the organism in Eukaryota, Metazoa, Rotifera, Eurotatoria, Adinetida, Adinetidae. The record is from the annotation of a GenBank genome assembly.
AUGGAUAACAAAAAGAAGAAACAUCUGAACGUAGUUUUUGUUGGCCUAAACAAUUCUGGUAGAUCCACUUUCCUCACUCAAUUACUAUGUAGAUGCGGUGGAAUUGAUAAACGAACGAUGAUGAAAUUGGAACGAGAUGCAUUACAACUCGGAAUGACUUCAUUGAAAUAUUCUUGGAUUCUCGAACAAUUAAAUCGAAUGCGGGAACGAACUCUGUUCUGCAUUUNAUUGAAAAUUAUAUUGAAAAAAUUAACAUGUAAUUAUCAAUCAUCACCAUAUGCGUUUGAAAAUUCCUUUGGCCGUUUAUUAUUGUAUGAUGCUCUUGGAAUAUCACUGAUACUUAUUGGUGAAACAGCUGAAGCCUUGCACUGGCUCAAUGAAGCAGCAGAAUUACAGUUAAACAUGAACUUCAUCGACGAUGAAGCUUCGUUUAUACGUUCUUUUAAUAUAGCUUGUAUUCACAGAAAAAUGGGGAACUAUGUAGCAGCGUGGAAUUUAUGUAAAAACAUGCUAAAGCGUGAUCCUCAACCUUUUGACAUAUAUGCUCAAAUUGCUCAAAAUGAUGUACGGUUUAUUGAUCAAAGUGCACAGGAUUUACCGGAAUAUAUCGAUGAAAUCAUAGAAGGUUACAGAAGAAUCAGCUGGGACGAUGAAAACGCAGUCAACUAUCUUGAAAAGAUAGUUUCUAUUUUAAUGACAUAUCGACCUAAUAAUAAAUAUGGCAUUCGUGUGACCUACGAAGCUAUUGUAAAAGAAUAUGAAAAACAAAUGGAUUACUGCUCAGCAAUCGAAUGGUCGAAGAAACUUGUACAAAUCAAUAAAGAGAAUGACGCGAUUCACACAUAUUUAGAAAUUGGAAGAUUCUAUGGAGAACUCAACGAAUUCCAAACAGCAUUCGAAUACCUGGAAAAAUCGUUAGAUUUAUGUGUGAAAGUAGACAAUGAAGGUACUUCGAAUAAAAAUCGGAUUAUCUGUAAUCAAUAUUUCGCAGAUAUGUAUUUGAAAAAAGGGAAUUUUGAUGAAUCUAUUGAAUGGAUUGAGAAGGCAUUGAUACAAUUGAUUAAAAUAAGGGAAAACACCGUCACGCCAUGGCAUCUUUCGACGAUAGAUCAUCAAAUUGAUAAUCUACGAGAAAAGAUUCUGCAAAUUUCCUGUCAUCAAGGUAAAGUCAUAUCACUAUUCAAUAUAUUUCUGUAA